Messenger RNA from Penaeus indicus, 512 nucleotides. Its product is annotated as holotricin-3-like. The transcript has 3 exons. NCBI's taxonomy places the organism in Eukaryota, Metazoa, Arthropoda, Malacostraca, Decapoda, Penaeidae. The record is from RefSeq and is a predicted model, not a curated record. Bases 15 to 512 code for a protein of 165 amino acids.
UCUGCAACACAAUCAUGAGAAUCCUGAUCGUGUUACUGCUGGUGGUCGUCGCGGCGGCGCAGCAGAAACGCGAGGCGGACCCUGACGAUGCCUACGGACACGGAAUCGGACACGGUGUCGCUCAUGGAAUCGGACACGGUGUCGGUCUUGGAAUCGGACACGGUGUCGGCCAUGGAAUCGGACACGGGGUCGGCCAUGGAAUCGGACACGGGGUCGGCCAUGGAAUCGGACACGGAGUCGGCCAUGGAAUCGGACACGGUGUCGGCCAUGGAAUCGGACACGGUGUCGGCCAUGGAAUCGGACACGGUGUCGACCACGGGAUCGGGCACGUCGUUAGCCAUGGAAUCGGACACGGUUUAGGCCAUGGAUUCGGACAUGGUCAUAACCUCGGCCAUGGCACUCACUAUGGCUACAAUUAUGGCUUUUCUACUGGCCAUGGUGGCCAUGGGCAUGGUCUAGGUCACGGUGGAGGUCACGAGCUUGGACAUAUUGGUGUAGCUGUCAUGGUCUAG